Molecule: messenger RNA, 3740 nt
Organism: Zonotrichia albicollis (white-throated sparrow)
Lineage: Eukaryota; Metazoa; Chordata; Aves; Passeriformes; Passerellidae
Source: RefSeq, a predicted model, not a curated record
GCAUCCCCAGAUGGUGCUGGUCUGGUUUCUGAAAGAAGGAAGAUGAAUCCCAUCUGGUGGGGUCCAGCUCCCCAGAUGUGGGUCCACCUUUUAAUUGUAAGGACUAUAAAUCUCAUAACAGUGAUGCCCAGCUUCCCUUGGUCAAAACUAUAAAUCCUUGAAUUGAUGUUCAUCUUCCUUUCUCAAGCUGUUUUUCUCUGCUUUAUUAAGGCGUGAGAUAAGCAUGUUUCCUUUAUAUACAUUCCAAAGCUAGAGUUUCAAGGAUACAAGCAAUAUUCUAAAAUUAUACUUCAAAAGGUAAUUAUUGCAAAAUUCUUUAAGGUUUAGCUAUAAGCAAAGAGCAACAUCCUUAACACUUUAGCUCAAAUGCUCCUAAAUCAACUAAGAUUAAUUGCAAACAAAACAUAGGUUCCAAGGCCUUCUUCCAUGCUUUGCUUUCCUCAGUUAUUAUUAGAAUUCAUCUUUAUAACUGUCCCAUGAUCGGUCUCCACACAUCUCACAAUCACAAAUACACACAUUGCCUGUGUGUACCUGACACCAAACACAGCUUUGUAUUUCACAAUAUUCCUUUUAAUAUUCGCAAAAAGCCAAUCGUAAAAUACGUAUUUUUCGCAGGGCCAAACGCCGGGGCUGCAGCGCGCUCAGUUUUCCAUGCUGUCCCCGCUCAGUGAUGCCGUUCCCAGGCAGGGACCGGGCUCUGCCCAGCCCGGCCCGGCUCGGCUCCGGGAUCCGGAGCUCUCCCCGCGAUCACAACUUUGCAGGCUCCCCCUCCUUUUCCUUCCCAGCAGGAUUUCUGCUCCGAACGCUCCGGGUUUCCUGUUCCCAGCUGGGCAAGGGGAGGGACUGCCGGCCCCGGGGCCUCGCAAGCCGAGCUCUGCCUCCGGAGAGGAGGAGGAGGAGGAGGAGGAAGAGGAGGAGGAGGAGGAGGAUGGGUCCGUCCCCCCAGCCCUUGCCCGGCUCCAUGUCCCGCUCAGCGCCGACACCAUCCUCAUCCUCACCGCACGGGAAUGAAGGAGCAGAAUCUGGGCUGCCAGGUCAGGGAGGGGGGAUUUAAUCUCUGGGGCAGAUGAAGAGGCUCUGAACAGAUUGAAGAAGCUCUGAAGAUAUUGAAGAAGUUCUGGAGAUAUUGAGGAAGCUCUGAAGAGACUGAAGAAGCUCUGAAGAGACUGAAGAAGGUCUGAAGAGAUUAAAUAAGCUCUGAAGAUAUUGAAGAAGCUCUGAAGAGACUGAAGAAGCUCUGAAAACAUUGAAGAAACUCUAAAGAUAUUGAACAAGCUCUGAAGGUAUUGAAGAGGCUCUGAAGAUAUUGAGGAAGCUCUGAAGAGAUUCCUCUUUGCUGUCGAAGUCCCGGGGAGGAUUUUCCAGCAUGCCAGGGGCAGGAGAGGGGAAGGAGGAUGAGGAGCUGGAGGAUGAGGAGCUGGAGGAUGAAGAGCUGGAGGAUGAAGAGCUGGAGGCUCCGGAGGCUCCGUCAGCCGGGAAGACCCGAGGCUCAGGAGCAGGAUGGGCAUGGGGAGUGGUGUUCCACUUCUUCCUGGUCAAUGUGCUCGUGAUGGGGAUGCUGAAGACCUUUGGGAUUUUCUUUGUGGCUUUCCGAGAGGAGAUGGGGGGAUCCUCAGAGCAGCUCAGCUGGAUCGGCUCCAUCAUGUCCUCGCUGCGCUUCCUGGGAGCCCCGCUGGUGUCCGUGCUGUGCCGACGCCUGGGAGAGCGCCCAAUCUCCAUCCUUGGCGCUGGGCUGGUGGCUGGGGGCUGCCUGCUCAGCACCCAGGCCACCAGUGUCCCCUUCCUCUGCUUCUCCAUGGGCUUCCUGCUGGGGCUGGGCUUUGCCUGUCUGUACCAGGCAGCUGCAGUGGUCACAGCCAAGCGCUGCCGGGCUCGCCUGGGGCUCAGCAACGCCCUGGCCCGCUCGGGCAUGGGGCUGACCUUCCUCAUGGCCCCCUUCACCCAGCUGCUCAUCGAGGCCUAUGGAUGGCAAGGUACUCUGCUGAUUUUUGGAGGCAUCAUGCUGAACCUGGUUCCUUCCAGCAUGCUGCUGUGGCCUGCCAGCCCCCAGCUGCCUCAGAAAUCUGCCAAAAACCAACACCAGGGGUCUCCAGGGGCAGAGAAAGAUCCAGAAGCUCCUGGUGGGUGUUCAGAUGGAAGCACCCAGAGGGAAUUUCAGCUUCUCCAUCAUGCACAGGAGAGACUGGUGGUGCCCCAUGGCAGAGAUGUCUCAGAGCCAGCAAAUCCAUCUGCCCUGCAGAAACCCAGCCUGGAGAGCUCCUGCCCAGAAACCCUCACCAAGGCCAGGAGAAGCCACCAAACCCCUGCAGCCACCACAAAGGAACCUCCUCAGCCUCUGCUGGACUUCUCCCCGCUGAAGGACCCCGUUUUCUACAUCUUCACCUGGUCCUUCCUCUUCAGCCACCUGGCCUAUUUCGUGCCCUUCUUCCACCUGGUGGCCAGAGCCAGGACCUUGGGCUUGAGCAGCAGGGAUGGCUCCUACCUCAUCGCCGUGGCUGGUAGGCACAGGGACCUCCACACCCCCAGCCCACAGGAAAACAGCCCCAAUUCUGCCCAGAAAUGGCCCCAGAUGUGUCCUGGGAUGGAUCCUCCUGGGUGCUUCUCCCAGUGCCAGCUGGAUGAUCCCACACCCUCCCUGCUCCCAAAAACCACAAAUCUUCCCUUAAAAGGUGCUCUGUGCCCACCACAAUCCCUGCUGGGCUUAAACCCCCAAGCUAGAAGGGCAUCCAAAACCCUCCAGUUUGACCCUAAAGGGAGAAAUUCAAUACUGGGGAAAAACCUCCCACAUUUAUCCAUUUUGGUUUCCAAACAGGUGGAUCUGGUGGGUGUGCAGAAGCUCCACAGCAACCUGGGCUUUGCUGCUUUCUUUGCUGGCAUAGCAGCCAUGGGAGGACCCCCUCUAGCAGGGUGGCUCUAUGACUACACCCAGACCUACGCCUGCUCCUUCCUCUUUGCUGGAGCCUGUGCUCUCAUCUCACCCAUCUCCUUCUUCUUUGAGCCUGCAGCCCAAAAAUGGAAGCUAAAAAAAGCCAAUUUGAACAAAAACUGAAGUUUUAAAGGCUGAGCUUUGAUCAUAUCUACGUGGGAAAGCCAUUGCCUGAACUGGGAAGGAUCAACAGCAGCAACACUGAAAAUACCAGAAUAUUCCAAAAUAACUGGAAUUUUUGGAUGUCAGAUUCAGUUUGGAUAGCUGGAUAUUUGUGCUGAUUAAAGCCAGCUGAGAAAGGCACAGUGUGAAGUGUAUGGGGGAAAUGCAGCCCAUGGUGGUGCCUCAGCUCCUGAGCUGGGUUUUUGUGCCUCUCAGAUUGAAUCCUCAGCUCUGUCCUGGACUCACUCACCUCGUGGCAUGAGCAGCUCCCAGAGAUUCCAGCUCAUUUCUGCUCACUGGCCCUGGGGAGGGAUGAGGGCAGGGAGAUCCUUCCUUCCAUGAGGGUCCUGCAGGAGCUCCUCUCUCUGGGGCAAGGAUGCUGCAGUGGGGCCACUCCACAUCCCAGCACAGUCACUGCCACAGCACACACGACCUGGAGGCAAAACCAGUUUUAAUUAAAGCCAGAUAACAUAAAUAAUAUAAUAUCAUAAUAUAAUAUAAUAUAAUAUAAAUCACAACACAGCAAAGUCAGAGACCAAACCCACCCUCCCCAGCUUCCCAACACUCCAGGGACUCCUGUCAUGGACAUAUUUUAUGAAAAAUUGUUUCAUUAGGAUCUUUUCUCCUGAGAAGCUGAGAAGCUUCAGAGGAA